Molecule: messenger RNA, 2107 nt
Organism: Liolophura sinensis
Lineage: Eukaryota; Metazoa; Mollusca; Polyplacophora; Chitonida; Chitonidae
Exons: 4
Coding region: 1031-2107 (358 amino acids)
Source: RefSeq, a predicted model, not a curated record
GAGGGAGGAGGAAAAGUUCACUGUGGCUGAUCCAAGUCCAGAGCUGCUUACAAAGUAUCCCUUCUGUCUGAGCGCAGCCUCUGCUGCUAUCCUCUGUCAGCCAUACACCUUAGUCAGCCUGAGAAACGCUUCAGAAAGACAAGGGGGGAUGGACAGAGGCAGCUGAGCCAGAUUUUGGGAGAUGCAAAUCGUGGAAAUGGAUACAUUGAUAUUCUAGGAAAUGUACCUGUGAUGUAAUCUUUGUCUGCCUUCACCACUACAACUAUAUGCACAUCCUCAGGCCUACUUUCCCUAUGGGCCUGUGCUGCCUGUGGGUAGAAGAUGUAAGGAGUCCCGCUCACCACACAAGAACAGGUCAGGCUGGCCUGUCAGUCCGCCAGCUAGCACUGUGAAGCAGUGCUAGGACCACAAUGCUAGGACGGACUCUGUUCUACAAGAUAUCUCUGAGGGUAGGAUGCACCCACCAAUGACAGCUUACACUGCUCACUGUGAUGUGUCACCCCAAACAACAAGCAGAAAUAUGACACUGGGUAGCUUGACACCGUGACACGUGCAGACACGGAUGAUGAACAAGAUUCUGAUGUGACCAGUUGACCAGCUGACCAGCUGACCAGCAACUGACUAUAAAGUGAUCACGAGUCUCCGCCAUCAAAAUUCACUGGCAUUUCAGAUGAUGCCCAUUCAGUCUUUAACAAGGAAUCCAAUCACACGACUUCAAUUUGCGGUGAAAAUUCUUCCUAUUGUCUAAAGUACAAUAAGUGGUUCCAUUAAACAGCUUUAUGGAAAUUCUAUAAGAAAAGAUCACAGUAGUUCCAUUAACGCACUCAGAGGGGAUUCCUCAAUAAGGGAUCAGAGACAUCCCAAUAAUGGACAUCGAGGGGAUUCCAGAAUAAGGGAUCUUAAUGGAUUAAAGGACUUUGAGAGAAUCGACUUUGACUAUGAAGGUUGAUGGUAAAGAUGAUCCUUUGACACACUAAUACAGCUGUUACUUCAAGCGUGACCUCAGAAUUUAUCUCCCCCUGCCAGCAGAAUGCUGUUGUAUCGCAUCUCCAUGAAGCUGCGAAGACAUCUCUUUGCAGCAUGCCUACUGCUGUGCACGGCCAUUUUCGUGUUGUCUUACAUGGGUCUCCACAACGGACGCUCCACUAACCUGAAGCCGAUCAGGGAGAAAAUGGAAUGGUUUAAGGAGAGGAAAUUCUUGGCCAACGACAACAUCACGUCUGCCAUCAGGGAGAUCACCUCCGUUUUAGAAGAUGAUAACCCCUUCAACAAAUCCCGAAGAUUGAAUGCAGUCGCAGGGAAGGAAAAAUUUUCGGCGAGACUGCCGAGUGUUUCAAGGGACAAAGAGGAUACAAGUAAAUCUCAGUCUGUUCCACUUUCUUCUGCUACACAGGUGAGAUUAAUAGCAGGUGCGAACAGAGUCGAUGCUGUCAACAGGCACAGCAACAUUUCACAAAUUGUUUUAAGCGAUGCGGAAACAGCAACGCCAGCAAGCAAGCUACGCGGUGAAUCAGAGCUUCAUCAGGGUCCGCUGAAAACAAAGCAACUUCAAGGGUCUAUACAAAGGCAACAUGAAUUGUUUAUCAAGGCAUAUAAAGACCUACAGCAUCGGAACGAGCUUCUGGAAAAGGGUGUAACCCAAGAGAGGAGACAACAACAACAACCACCUCAAGGUCGUGACAGCAAUGGAGGUCAAAGUCGCAAGGAACUUUCCAAAAACAAAACUGACCUCCAUGAAGGAAGCAAACAAAGCUUCAACACGAUUAACAAAAUUCGUGGUGGAAAGUUUGACGAACAGAACCAGGCUAUUGAUGUUAGAGGCUCUAGAUUCAGGGACGGCUCUGCUAAACAAGAAGAGAGAGGUUUGAGAAUUAUGGAACAAAGUGGUUCACAACAUCUUCACGGAAAUUCAAUCAAAAAAGAUCAGAGUAGUUCCAUUAAUGCACUCAGAGGGGAUUCCAAAAUAAGGGAUCAGCGAGGUUCUGUUAUUGGACUUCAAAGUGAUUUCAACAUAAGGGAUCGAGUUGGUCAGAUUAAUGGAAUUAAUGGAGAGUGGCCAAAGGAAUUCUUUAGCAAUCAAAAAUGUGCAAAUAUUGCCUUCAAAUGA